AGCAGCCCCUUGAUCGAGAACUGCGUGGGCGAGUGGAACCACCGCUGGUUUGUGCUCUACCUGGCUGUCCAGCUGCUAGUGCUGCUGUGGGGCCUCCACAUGGCCUGGUAAGUGGAGAUGAGUCUUCAGAUCCCGUUACAUAUAUCGUCGUUGUGGUGACCAUAUAUAUAUGGUGGUGACACACAAGGUUUGCAGUGCAGGGUUUUCUUCCAGCCAAUAUGCUUUUGUGCUGGGCUGGAACAAAAACAUCUGCACACUAUGGGUCACCACGACCAGGGUCAAAGAACUUGAUAAUACAAAUGAUUUUUGCUUCCAUUUAUCAUAUUAUGCACUGUUGUUUGGGAGCGUGGCCAAUCUCAGUUCUUGUUUUCUGUGAAGCGGGUCAUGCUUCACUGCGGCACCCACCUGGCAGCUGUGGCUGUGUGGCAAUGGCGUGCUGCUGGGGGCGGCGAUGCUCUCCCCGACGGUGCUCCUACUCCUGGGCUCCCACAUCUACCUGGUCUCCCUCAACACCACCACCUGGGAGUUCAUGUCAAGGCACCGCAUCUCCUACCUCAAGCACUGCGGCGCCGUCGAGAACCCGUUUGACCGCGGUGCGCUGCGCAACCUCUGGGGCUUCUUCUGCGUCUUGGGCGCUGUAGUGUGGGAGCAGGUGUACUUCUGGGAGGGCAGCGACCCCAUC
Coregonus sp. 'balchen' is the source of this 682-nucleotide messenger RNA. Lineage: Eukaryota; Metazoa; Chordata; Actinopteri; Salmoniformes; Salmonidae. The record is from the annotation of a GenBank genome assembly.